CAUUUACUUUUUACUCUAACCGGGGAAAUAAAAAAUAAUUUUUUAAUAUGAAAUAUGUUUGUUUUUUCUUUUAACAUGAGUUUUCUUGAUUUUGUUCGAGUCUGGAAAAUACAACCUCUAUGCUGUGGGUCUAUAGAUGGUUUCAAAGUUUAAUUUCCGAAACUAGCUGGUGUUUAAGUAAUCGGUGUUGAAUGCUAAGUGCUGUCUUCGCGAGGAUUAGGGUUUGGGAAUGAAAGGGUCCUGUGUGGAAUGCAGCGAUGGCUGAUGUUAUGGAAUUGCAGUAGCAGAAAAAAAUGUCGGGAUCAGAGACAGGAGUGAUGGCCAGUGUGGAGUCCUUAAACGUGAGGCAUCAGAAUAGUCCGGCACCAUCACAACCAGUCUUGCAAAACAUAAGCAUGGCCUACGGUGCUGAUGGCACGACCGAGUACAAGCAUCUUGCUGCUAUUACCCCACCAACCUACCACUCCUCAACCGCUGUCACUGGCACUAUUAUUAACGGCACCGAUGCCGGGCAGGGGGGCGGAACAUCAGGAAUCAACGUCAACAUGGUCAGUGAGCCGCUGAAGAGGAAGAGAGGGAGGCCGAGGAAAUACGGGCCAGAUGGCGCCAUGGCAUUGGUCUCGGAGCCCAAACCUCUCGCGGUUUCCGUGAACCAGUCCAGCGGAGGACCUGCGUCACCCACUUCCACGUCCUUGAAGAAAGUCAGAGGCAGACCCCCCGGUUCCAGUAAGAAGCAACAGUCGGAGGUUCUUGGAUCAGCUGGACUUGGAUUUACACCACACGUUAUUACUGUGAAAGCUGGAGAGGACGUGUCAUCAAAAAUCAUGUCCUUUUCUCAGCAUGGUCCAAGGGCUGUUUGCAUCCUCUCAGCAAACGGAGCCAUAUCCAAUGUGACACUUCGUCAAGCUGCGACAUCUGGCGGAACUGUGACUUAUGAGGGACGGUUUGAGAUCCUAUCACUAUCUGGUUCUUUUCUUCUAUCUGAAUAUGGUAGUCAGCGGAGUAGAACUGGUGGAUUAAGUGUAUCCUUGUCUGGACCAGAUGGCCGUGUUUUAGGUGGCGGAGUUGCUGGACUUUUGACAGCUGCUUCGCCUGUGCAGGUUGUUGUAGGGAGCUUCAUUGCAGAUGGUGGGAAGGCACCAAAGUCCGCAAACCAAUUGAAAAUAUUAUCUGCCCCCCCAAAGUUGGCACCAGUCAGUGGUCCAGUGGGGCAGAGCAGCUCCCCAUCGCGGGGCACUCAUAGUGAAUCGUCAGGAGGGCCUGAGAGCCCACUUAACCCGAGCACAGGAACAGCCUGCAAUAGCAGUAAACUACAAGGCAUUUCGUGCAUGCCGUGGAAGUAAAAAAAUUCAUGUCUUCUCAUUAAUUCACUAAUUUAUGCAGUAGUGGUGGGGUUGAUGCUUGUGUCUCUCUUACCUCGUCUUAUUUUACCGUUUGAGAGGCAUAUAUGUAACAUUUGUUAUGAGUAGUGAGUAUCAGGUCGGGAAGGGAUGUAGUACGGUUGUAUAAUCAAACUUCUAAUAGGCUAUUUGUAGUGGUUUAGUCUGGUACUUGAGGCAUGGUAUGCUCCUUGUAUUAUUCAGGAUGCGAUUUCGUUUUUCCUGUAUUAUUAGUUGUAACGUAAUUUUGAUGUU
This is a messenger RNA of Prosopis cineraria, 1634 nucleotides long. RefSeq names its product AT-hook motif nuclear-localized protein 10. Bases 294 to 1343 code for a protein of 349 amino acids. The transcript has 5 exons. The record is from RefSeq and is a predicted model, not a curated record. NCBI's taxonomy places the organism in Eukaryota, Viridiplantae, Streptophyta, Magnoliopsida, Fabales, Fabaceae. Gene Ontology annotation, molecular function: minor groove of adenine-thymine-rich DNA binding.